CUCACUCUAUAUAUCACACUCCAGUAUUUAAUAGCUCACCUGACUUAGUUUUUUGCACCUCUAUAUCUUUCUGUAUUUUCUUGCUCUCUGAUACUUCGCCUGUAUGCUAUUAUUCAUGUCUUCCAUGACUUUUACAUGGAUUUCGUCUUUUUUUUUUCUUUUACUAGCUUAUAUUAUCCAUGCCUACAAAUCCAAAUCCAAUCACAAACAUAAACCCUUACCUCCUGGUCCAAAAGGCUUACCAAUUUUAGGUAACCUUCUCAUGAUAGGUGAAUUUCCUCACCGAGAUCUUCAUCAUUUAUCAACCCAAUAUGGUCCCAUAUUCUACAUACGUCUGGGUUUCAUUCCAACCAUUGUUGUUUCUACCCCUCAAACUGCCGAGCUUUUCCUUAAAACUCAUGAUCUUAGUUUUGCUGGUAGACCCUUUAGUUUAGCAUCUAGAUAUAUUUCAUACGACCAAAAAAACUUAACCUUUGCCACAUACGGUCCAUAUUGGCGUAAUAUUCGAAAAUUAUGUACUUUAAAACUACUUAGUAGCAAGAAAGUUGAGUCAUUUAGAUCCAUGCGAAGUACUGAAUUAGGAUUAUUGGUGACAUCUCUCAAACAUGCCGCAACUGAGUGUGAAAUAGUAAAUGUUAGUAACAGGGUCUUAUCUCUCAGUACCGAUAUGUCGUGUUUAAUGGUAUUUGGAAACAAGUCAAUGAAAAGUAGUGAUGAUCAUAAAGGAUUCCAAGAUGUGGUUCAUGAGGGAAUGAAACUUGGGGCAAUUUUUAAUAUCGCCGACUAUAUUCCUUAUAUUGGUUUGCUUGAUGUUCAAGGGCUAGGGAAACGGAUGAAAGAGGUUAGUAAAGUUUUCGAUGAAUUGUUCGAGAUGAUUAUCGACGAACACGUCAAAGUAUUCGAUAAGGAUAAUCAGAAGGAUUUUGUCGACGUUAUGUUGGCUUUUAUGGAUGAAAAAGAUGCCGACUUCUUUAUCGAUCGCUCCAAUAUCAAAGCGAUCAUACUUGACAUGAUGAUAGGUUCUAUGGAUACUUCAUCAACGGCGGUCGAGUGGACAAUAUCCGCACUAUUGAAGAAUCCAAGAGUGAUGAAGAAAGUGCAAGAAGAGUUGGAAAGAGUCAUUGGUUUAGACCGACUUGUAGAAGAAUCGGAUUUACCAAACUUGGAAUACUUGGAUAUGGUUAUCAAAGAAAGCAUGAGACUCUAUCCAGUUGCACCACUACUAGUUCCUCAUGAAGCAAUGGAAGACACCAUUGUCAAUGGUUUCUUCAUACCAAAAACUUCUCGGAUAAUAAUAAACAGUUGGGCAAUUGGACGUGACCCGAAUUCAUGGACAGAUCCUGGAGAGUUUAUCCCCGAAAGAUAUAUUGAGAACAACAUUGAUCUCCGGGGACAAGAUUUUCAACUCCUCCCGUUCGGAUCAGGUAGGCGAGGUUGCCCCGGAAUUCAACUGGGUCUCCUAGCGGUUCGAUUGAUCGUUGCUCAGCUGGUUCACUGUUUUGAUUGGGAACUUCCAAAUGGCAUGUUACCUGAUGAUUUGGAUAUGACAGAAGAGUUUGGUCUCUCAAUGCCAAGAGCUAAAAAUCUACUUGCUAUUCCAAAAUAUCGUCUUCGCAAUUAAAUUGCGCUGCACAUUUUAACCAUCGAUUACUAUUUAGUGAUUCCAAAAUGUUAAGUCUUCACAAGAGAUAAACAUCACCACUGUCGGUUAAUGUUGUGUAACUUUCUCUGCCAUUAUGCGCAUUAUAACAUAUAGUACAUGUAAGAAUUUGGAGUCUUCAGUCUUGGAUUAUACACUUGAUUGUAUAUUUUGUGUCCCUUAUCUUUUGCCCAAAAGCUGAUUUGGCAGAAGAUAUAUCAUUCAACAAAAAUUGAAUAAGAAAAAUGUGGCUAAAGAUAGGGAAGUCGGUCACAAAUUGGCCAUACUCGUCGACCCCAUGAUGCGUACUGAUACU
Molecule: messenger RNA, 1955 nt
Organism: Papaver somniferum (opium poppy)
Lineage: Eukaryota; Viridiplantae; Streptophyta; Magnoliopsida; Ranunculales; Papaveraceae
Product: cytochrome P450 CYP736A12-like
Exons: 2
Coding region: 104-1621 (505 amino acids)
Molecular function (GO): iron ion binding; monooxygenase activity; heme binding
Source: RefSeq, a predicted model, not a curated record